UGUUAGUGCUACGAUGGUCAGGCGUCCAUCAAUAUGGACGGCACUCUUCCUGCCUGUGCUGGUUCUCGCCGAUAGCUUCCAGCCGCGAGCGACAGGCUGCAACAGGAACUGCGGCGGCGUGGACAUCCCCUUCCCGUUCGGCGUCGAGGACGGCUGCUUCCUGCCGGGCUUCGGGAUCAACUGCACCGACGGUGGCACGCCGAUCCUCGCGGACAACCCGCGCAACCUGAAGGUGCUGAACCUGACCGUGAUGCCGCGACCGGAGGCCUUGGUGAUGCUGCCCAUCGCGUACCAGUGCUACAACACCACCGACGGGGCCAUCAAGCCCGACGAGUCAUUCGAUGGUAUCAUCGAAUUGAGCCCCCUGUACCGCAUGUCCAACACCAGGAACGAGCUGGUCGCCCUCGGCUGCAGCACCUUCGCCUUCACAAACUCCAAACCUUCGAUAGGUUGCUUGGCCUACUGCCGCGAGGACUACGGCUUGCCGGAGGACGGCGUCUGCACGGGAAUCGGCUGCUGCAGCGUCGACAUCUCAACGACGCUCAACGACAACAACAUAAUAUUUGAAUCCGAGCCGACGAAUUUCUGGACGCACAAGGGUGUAAACAUUAGCCCUUGCGACUACGCGUUCAUAGUGGAAAAGAACACCUACCGCUUCAAGGUGUCCGACCUCAACAUGGACGGGAGCUCGAUCACCAAGCCGAUGGUGCUCGACUGGGCAAUCCGCGACGACAACGUAGAACACAACAUCACCUGUCCCCAGGCGAAAAACACGCCGGAGUACGCCUGCAUCAGCACCAACAGCGAGUGCCUCAACUCCGCCCAUGGCCCCGGAUACAUCUGCAAUUGCACCAAGGGAUACUGGGGCAACCCAUACCUUACCGACGGAUGCCAAGGUGUGGCUGUAGGGGUAUCCAUACUUAUUAUCGCUCUUCUUAUAGCAUUCAUUAUGCUCCAAAAGAAAAAAUUGGAUAAACUUUUUGAAAAGAACGGAGGGGAGAUGCUUAAAAAUGUGAAAGGCCUAACAAUAUUCACAAAAGAUGGACUAAAGAAAAUCACAAGAGAUAAUGCAGAGUUUCUAGGAAAUGGAAGCUUUGGUAAUGUGUACAAGGGAACUCUUCCUGACCAAACCAUGGUGGCAGUUAAGGCAUCUAUCAAGGUAGAUGAAGCGACAAAGGAGGAAUUUGUUGACGAAAUUGAGAUUCAGACACAAAUGAUCCACAAAAACAUCCUCAAACUCGUUGGUUGCUGCCUGGAGGUGGAAGUUCCAGUAUUAGUCUAUGAGUUCGCUUCAAAUGGGAGCCUCCAAGACGUCCUUCACGGUCAAAAAGAUCAAGUCCUUCCCUUGGACUCACGUUUGGACAUUGCAAUUGGCUCUGCAGAAGGGUUAAAAUAUAUGCAUAGUUAUGCAACGCAUGCCAUGAGACAUGGUGAUGUCAAGCCAGACAACAUACUUCUGGAUGACAAGUUGACACCAAAAAUAGCAGAUUUUGGGUUGUCGAAACUACUCAAACAAGAAUAUUUUGCAAAGGUUGUGGUUGGAUGCAUGGGUUACAUAGACCCAAUAUUCAUGAAAACUGGCCUUUUGACACAAAAGAGUGAUGUGUACAGCUUUGGAGCAGUUUUAUUGGAGCUCAUUACAGGGAAGAGAAAUGUAUAUGAUGAGAAACUUAGUCUCAUUAUUGAGUACCGAAAAGUUUAUGAAAAUGAAAAGAGUGGGAGGGAAAUGUUUGACAAAGACAUUGCUACUGAAGAAGAUAUCGUCGUCCUUGAAGAAAUGGGCAAGCUAGCAAUGGACUGUCUAAAGGAAGAUAUAGAAAAUCGACCAGAUAUGACAGAGGUAGCCGAACAACUUGUGAUAAUUAGGAGAAACAAGAAGCUUGGCAAAUUAAGCAGUGGAAAUCCUAACAACAUUGGGGAUAUUACCAUAUAUAAUUCUCCUACAAACACAGAGGUCAGUGGAUCUAGUAGCGCCGAAAUUUCAACAAAUUCAACUCCCAGCAACAUGGACAUCCUUCCUACUCCAUAGGCCAGUAAAUGCAAAAACCAGCAUGCCAACACAAGUAUUUGUAUCUUAUUAUAUUUCCAUGAUUUUCCCUAAGUUGGGAAUAUGCACAACAUUAUUGG
Lolium perenne is the source of this 2127-nucleotide messenger RNA. Its product is annotated as wall-associated receptor kinase 5-like. The record is from RefSeq and is a predicted model, not a curated record. NCBI's taxonomy places the organism in Eukaryota, Viridiplantae, Streptophyta, Magnoliopsida, Poales, Poaceae. Gene Ontology annotation, molecular function: polysaccharide binding.